This is a messenger RNA of Daphnia pulicaria, 1393 nucleotides long. RefSeq lists its product as uncharacterized. The transcript has 5 exons. The record is from RefSeq and is a predicted model, not a curated record. NCBI's taxonomy places the organism in Eukaryota, Metazoa, Arthropoda, Branchiopoda, Diplostraca, Daphniidae. Bases 153 to 1229 code for a protein of 358 amino acids.
UAAAACAAGUAAAAUAGUAACAAUGAUGACCACACCGACAAAAGCCUUUCCAUACACAACUACUCUAGAGACCUAGAACUGAGGGCUUCCUUAGCGGUUUCAAUUGUACAUCAACAGCUUUGGGAAUUGGAUGACAAUAUUUAUCUCCGAAAAUGUGGUCCAUUUUGCAUUUAACCGUUUUCUUGGCAUUAUUUUUCUUUAGUUUUUCGUUAGAGUGGGGUACUCAUUCACUUUUACAACCCGGAAGUUGUCCAAACUCUAACUCGAUGUCACUCAACAUUCAUCAGAUAACAGGGCAGUGGAUAAUUCAACAUCUCCCAUGGCCAUUUCCCCAGUGUUGUCAACAACCCAUUUUAAACUUCGAGGAAGAUACUGAGGAUCAGAAUAAAACCGGAAACGACACUAAUAGCCACUGGAUAAGAAUAUCAUUGGAUUGGCCCAAUUGUAAAGACCGACCAGAGACAUGGCAACAACCAUUGAAGUUUCGUCUUAUGCAAAAUCGAAUCACCGAAGGAACAUUUCUAAUAAAACUAUCCUGGCCUUUCAGCGCAUUUGGUUUUGCUACACUGAAUUUUGUUUCAAUCGACUACAAAAAGUACGCAGUUGCUUACAUCUGUCACACCUUUCUUCUUGAACACAUUGCGAUUCCGUUCAUUAUGGUACGAACAAACACAGACCUAGAUUUCACUGAUUGGCAACGAAUGAAAUGGACUUUGAUAAAACAAGGUAUCCUAUCUGCAUGGACUCUAAUUGAAACGAAAGAGCAAUGCAAUGAAGUUAUCGAUUAUAACUCUGAUCGGAACGAGGGAGACACAUUUCAUGAAAACCAACCAAACAGCUCAGAAAUCUAUGACGGCAGUGGCCACACUGAAUCGAGUAAUGCAGUAAGUUUCCCAACAAAUACUGAUGAAGAGUACAUACAAAAUGUACCAUACAGUAAAGACGGAAAAACUACGGAAACGGCUUCUGUAGACCCUGACGCAGAAUGGAUAACGACAAAACAUACUCAAAUCCAAGGACCAAACCAGAAACCAGAAUAUCCUACCCCGGACACUGUGCUAUGGCCGGCAAUUUUAAUGGAAAAUCAACCUGCUUCAGACCAUCUAGAAGGAAUUCCCACAUACACUACAGCUGCUGAAAUUGCACCACUUAUUGCACCUUCCAGCGGCUCCGGCGGAGAAGAAUUGGGAAUAAGCGACAGAACAAUAGAACUAAGAGUAAAGAAAUGAACACCUUACCUGAAGUAUAUAGUCCACGUAAGAACUGUGCUGGCUCAUUACUUCUUUCACCUCCCACUGAACGCGGCUCAUCAUGUUUAUAAUGUGUUCUGAAUCAAGGUAUCUAUGGGCAACUACGCUGAAGAUUGGGACACGCAAAUCGUGUGCCACUGAUG